Molecule: messenger RNA, 1596 nt
Organism: Microthlaspi erraticum
Lineage: Eukaryota; Viridiplantae; Streptophyta; Magnoliopsida; Brassicales; Brassicaceae
Source: the annotation of a GenBank genome assembly
AUGUCUCUCCUCCGGCGAACUUUGCCUCUUCGACCUGCUUCGUUUUCUCGUUUCCUCUCCGCCACCGCUAUAUCCACCUCAAACGCCGCCGUUUUAUUCUUCCUACCUAAACGGAGAAACCCACUUCCCGGAAUCCGAAGAACCUUCUGCAGCUCCACUGCCGCAGCUGCCUCCGGCGACGUCGUUGUGAAGCCGCUUCCUUCUUCUCCUUCGGUUCUUCGAUGGGUAUCGCGCACAGAGCUAUGCGGCGAGUUAUCAGUCGACGAUGUUUGUAAAAGGGUCCACCUUUGCGGUUGGGUCGCUCUUCACCGAGUCCAUGGAGGCCUCACUUUCCUUAAUCUCAGAGAUCAUACCGGCAUUGUCCAGGUUAGGACGCUUCCGGAUGAGUUUCCUGAGGCACAUGGCUUGAUCAAUGACAUGAGGCUUGAGUACGUUGUUUCGGUGGAAGGUACUGUUCGUAGUAGGCCAAAUGAGUCCAUCAACAAGAAAAUGAAAACUGGAUUCGUUGAGGUAGUUGCAGAGCACGUUGAAAUACUGAAUCCUGUGAGGUCAAAGCUUCCCUUCCUAGUUACUACUUCAGACGAGACAAAAGAUUCAAUCAAAGAAGAAAUCCGCUUAAGAUUCCGGUGUCUUGACCUACGCCGUCAGCAGAUGAAGAAUAAUAUCGUUCUUCGCCAUAAUGUGGUGAAGCUUAUUAGGAGGUAUCUAGAAGACAUCCAUGGAUUUAUUGAGAUUGAAACUCCAAUACUCUCUAAGUCUACUCCAGAAGGCGCGCGAGAUUAUCUGGUUCCGUCGAGGAUUCAGUCAGGAACAUUCUAUGCUUUGCCACAAAGUCCGCAGCUCUUCAAACAAAUGUUAAUGGUCUCCGGUUUUGACAAAUAUUACCAGAUAGCAAGAUGUUUUAGAGAUGAAGAUUUAAGAGCUGAUAGGCAGCCUGAAUUCACUCAGCUUGAUAUGGAAAUGGCGUUCAUGCCUAUGGAGGACAUGCUGAGUCUGAAUGAAGAUCUUAUCCGUAAGGUCUUUUCAGAGAUCAAAGGUAUCCAGCUACCUGAUCCAUUCCCAAGGCUGACGUAUGCUGAUGCAAUGGACCGAUAUGGCUCAGAUAGACCAGAUACAAGAUUUGAUCUUGAGUUGAAAGACGUGUCAAAUGUUUUCACAGAAUCAUCCUUCAGGGUUUUUACGGAGGCCCUUGAAAGUGGUGGUAUCAUUAAGGCAUUGUGUGUGCCUCUGGGUGCUAAAAAGUAUUCAAACUCAGCUCUCAAAAAAGGAGACAUUAACAGUGAAGCAAUGAAAUCCGGAGCAAAGGGUCUGCCUUUCUUGAAGGUCUUGGAUAAUGGUGAGGUCGAGGGAAUUGCAGCAUUAGUUUCUAGUUUAGAUUCGAAGGGUAAGACAAACUUGGUGAGACAAUGUGGAGCAGAGCCUGGUGAUCUUAUAUUAUUUGGAGUGGGUCCUGUUACUUCUGUUAACAAAACGCUAGACAGGUUAAGACUCUUUGUAGCCCAUGACAUGGAUCUGAUUGACCAUUCCAAGCACUCCAUUCUGUGGGUAACAGAUUUCCCAAUGUUUGAGUGGAAUGAAGCAGAGCAGAGACUUGAG